Molecule: messenger RNA, 1142 nt
Organism: Pecten maximus
Lineage: Eukaryota; Metazoa; Mollusca; Bivalvia; Pectinida; Pectinidae
Product: oocyte zinc finger protein XlCOF15-like
Exons: 2
Coding region: 1-636 (211 amino acids)
Biological process (GO): regulation of transcription by RNA polymerase II
Molecular function (GO): RNA polymerase II cis-regulatory region sequence-specific DNA binding; DNA-binding transcription factor activity
Source: RefSeq, a predicted model, not a curated record
AUGACAAGCUUUCCUGACAUAUUUUACCUUCAAAACCACCAACACUCAAAACUAAAUACCUACACAUGUGAUUUCUGUGAUAAAACAUUUAGAAUGCAGGUUGGACUGAAGCAACAUCUCCAGGUCCACUCUGAUGACAAACCAUUUCAGUGUUUAGAUUGUGGUAAAUCAUUCAAGCGGCAAAGUCAUCUUAACACACACUCUGCCAUCCAUACCGGACAAAAGACUCACCGCUGUGAUGCCUGUGAUGGUAUGUUUAGUGACCUGAGUGGUCUUCUGAGACACCAGGUCGUCCACACUGGUGAAAAACCGUUCAAGUGUGACAUCUGUGGUAAGCGUUACGGUAGAAUGGGUACACUGCAGAGACACCUGGUAAUACACUCGGGGGAGAAACCUCACAAGUGUGAUGUCUGUGGCAAAGGAUUCUCCGAUAAAAGUGGCCUGGCAAGACAUUUCAUGAUCCAUACGGGAGACGCUCCGUUUAAGUGUAGUAAGUGUAGUAAAGCAUUCAUUCACUCUACACAUCUCAGUCGACACAUGAAGACUCACAAUAAAGACACACACACGUGUGACCAGUGUGGUCAGCUAUACACUAGUAAACUGUUACUAACCAAACAUAAAAAGUUACACAAAUGAUAAACAAAACAUACUGUAAAUGCAGAUAUUUUAGUGGUUAUCUUAUUUCAGAGUUUUUCGCUAAAUAAUGUGCUUGUUGUAGUUUAUCUACAUUAGUUUCUAUGGCAGCAAUUCAUCAUUCUGCUUAUCUGUUUUGAUUGAGUUUUGUGUUAAGACUUGAGUGUGUCAAAUUUCGUAUGUUUGCAGUAGUUGUAGUAUAAAUUAUUCAGUAAAGGAAUGUCGGUUUUAGGAAAUUGUGUUAAAAGUACUGUAAUAUAUAUGCUUUAUGAAAAUGUUGCAUUUUCAUAGGAUACAUCAAUUUGUAGAUCAUCAAUAUGAAAUGUAUAUCAACUAUUAAUAAAUAUACAUUAUGAUUAGGUUUCGGACAAAAAAUAAAUAGGGGCCGUGUUGGUUAGUGGUUAAUUAGGUGCCCCAGCCCUUUUAUCACUAGCCCUCCACCUCUGAGUUGCCCCAUGUGGGGCAGUUGCCUGGUACUGACCAUAAGUCAAUGGUUUUUCUCCGGGUAC